Saccostrea echinata is the source of this 1095-nucleotide messenger RNA. RefSeq names its product C-C chemokine receptor type 1-like. The record is from RefSeq and is a predicted model, not a curated record. NCBI's taxonomy places the organism in Eukaryota, Metazoa, Mollusca, Bivalvia, Ostreida, Ostreidae. Gene Ontology annotation, cellular component: plasma membrane. Gene Ontology annotation, molecular function: G protein-coupled receptor activity. Gene Ontology annotation, biological process: G protein-coupled receptor signaling pathway. The transcript has 2 exons. Bases 1 to 1095 code for a protein of 364 amino acids.
AUGGAGGAAAUAGGUGCUAAUGUAACUGUUAACACCUCCAUUCUCUGUGGCAAUAAUUUCUGUAAAAUUGCGAAUUACAUAUGGAUUAUCAUUUCACCUGUUAUUUUCGUUUUCGGGUUGACCGGUGGAUUUCUUAUAAUUUUAGUGCUUAUUCGGAUAAAAUUCCAGCGAUCACCGCUGAUGUUCUUUAUAUUUAUCCUAACUGUGACAGAUAUGACAAUUUUGUGUGUCGGUCUUGUAAGAAUUUGGAUUUUAGAAACAUGGAACUUCGACAUUAGGUCAUUAUCAGAAGCAUCGUGUAGGCUUUUGCAUUUUCUUAUCUAUUUCCUGAUGCAAUAUUCUUCAUGGAUACUUGUGUUUGCAACCUUAGAGCGUUUUAUCAAAUGCAGAUAUAUAAUGUAUAAAUCAUGGGUUACAAUGAAGAAAUGUAUCAUUAUAGUGAUACUUCUAUUCAUCUUUCUUGCAGCUUUAAACUCACAUUAUUUUUGGACACAUAGUUUUGUCAUCACAGAAAACAAUGUUUCUAGUUGCAAUGUAACACCAGGGUAUGAAACGUUUGAUGACUGGUACAUCAAAAUUGACCUCUUUAUCUUGUGUGUAAUUCCAUUUUGUAUCAUGCUUUCUCUGGACAUAAUAAUCAUGAAGAGUUUGAAAGCAGCACGUACAUUCCGGCGAUCUUCUGUAGCUGCACCACAGAUGUACAGCAGGAUGAAAAAGGUGGACCGAAAAUUGACCAAAAUGUCAGUCAUCACUAACGUUUACUUUCUCGUAUCUACACUACCCGUUUCCUUAUUAUUUAUUCUGACUGUGUAUCUUGACAGUGCAACUGAGCCUUUGUUUUCAAUCUUUACAUUGUGUGGAAGCAUAGUAUAUACUUUACAAUAUAGUAACUAUGCCGUGAACUACAUAUUUUACACAAUUUAUGAUAAAAGGAUCAGAAAACAGCUCACACGACUUUUAAGAAUCGCCAAGCCUAGGUUUCGACAAAAAGGCAGCCAGUACACGCUACGGUCCAGUUCCAUGGAGAUGUCGCAGUCGUUUUCAAAUGCCUCCACUAACGUAUCCAUUAGAAGUAUUUCAGAGAAUGUCAGAUGA